Acyrthosiphon pisum (pea aphid) is the source of this 805-nucleotide messenger RNA. Its product is annotated as translocator protein. Gene Ontology annotation, cellular component: mitochondrial outer membrane. The record is from RefSeq and is a predicted model, not a curated record. The coding region runs from base 278 to 778 and encodes 166 amino acids. Lineage: Eukaryota; Metazoa; Arthropoda; Insecta; Hemiptera; Aphididae. The transcript is spliced from 5 exons.
UAUAAGAGGUCUAGUGUCAGUAUGCGUUCGACUGCCAAUCGCCACGUAAAUAAAAAUAUUUUGCUACGAAAUAAACCGAGUAUAUUACAUUCUUAUAGUAAUAAAUUCCAUACAGUCCACAAAUUUAAAUUCGUCACUUAACAAUGAUUCUAGUCGAGUAAUAUAUUGCAUAAUUUGUGGAUAAAUUGUUUCUAAAUCCAAAUCAAUUUUUACAAAACAAUUUAUUCUUGUCCAAAAACUCUGUAGAUAUUAUUAAAGUAUCUUAACAUUCUUAAUCAUGGGCAAAAUAACCAUACCUUGGAUUCCUAUAAUAUUCACAGUAACACCUAUUAUAGGUGGUUUAAUUGGAGGUAUUUUUGUUCGCAAAAACAUCAGAUGGUACGAGACAUUGAAUCUACCAUACUGGAGGCCUCCAAGUUAUUUAUUUGCUCCGGUUUGGACUACUUUGUAUUUAGCAAUGGGAUAUGCCUCAUACUUGAUAUACCGUAGUGCAGGUGGAUUUUCUGGGGAAGCAAAAAUUCCUCUGGCAUUGUACGCAUCACAAUUGGUUUUGAAUUGGGAUUGGCCACCUUUAUUCUUUGGGCUUCAUAAGUUAAAAUGGGGUUUAGUUGAAAUUUGUGUUUUGUGGAUAAACAUAGCUAGUUGUAUUGUAACGUUUUAUAAAAUAAACAAAGUGGCUAGUUAUUUAAUGAUUCCAUACUUAGGUUGGGUGUCGUAUGCAACAGCAUUGACAUAUUACAUAUAUAAAAAUAACCCUGAAAUAUCAGACAAAAGUUAAUGAUGAAUAAUUGUAUUUGUAUUACAA